GUAGCAUUUUUUUCCUAUUACAGUUUGUUUUAACAGUAUGAGUAACAUUUUCAAUGGUUGUCUCAAAUCCGUGACUAAACGAUUUUCGUCCGUAUUGAUGUUAAUGUGACAAGAUGGCAGAUACUCUUGAUACAAAGCGAGCUUUCCGGGUCUUCGGUGAGCGGAAAACCCACCAAAACAAGAGGCAAACUCAGAAAGUGAAUAGUUUGGUAGAUGGCAAGCCUCACACAGACCAAGCCAAACCACGUGACAAGGUCAAAGAGGAUACCGAAGCGAUGGAGUGGGAAGCAACAGAACCAGACUUCGACGACAAUGAUGAUCCUGAUAUGUGUGGGGAGUAUUGCAAGGUGAUCUUCAAGAACGAGUGUUUAAAGGAACAUAAGUGGGUUAUGGCUGCAAGGUUGUCAGAUAAUAAAAUAUCCAAGCUAAGAGUUGGUUGUGUGGACUGGCUAACAGAAGUGUGUUUCACUUGGAAACUAGCAACAGACACCCUCUUUACUGCUGUUCUCUAUCUAGACAAGGCUCUCAGGAGUGUGAAUAUUCUCUGGAUGACAUGCAGCCUCUUGCUGGAACCUGCCUAUUUCUCGCUGCCAAGAUGGAGGAAGUCCUAUCAAUACCGAUACACGAUAUCAUAGAAAUUGUACCCGGAACAUCGGUAAACACCAUAAAAGCUUAUGAAAAAAAGAUACUUGAGGCUCUUGAUUAUGAAAUGGUGACCCCUCAUCUGAUGUUGUUCCUCCGAAGGUACAACAGUGUCAGUGGAACUGAUAUGGAGACACACAACAUAUCCAAAUAUCUCGCCACCCUGGUGGUAAGGUUUCAAGGGUUCUGUUCAGGGCCUCAGAGCGUUUUGGCUGCAGCAAUCUGUUUUAUGGCCAGAAGAAUCACGGGUUGCUCAGAAGCUGAGGCUUGGUCGAAAAGACAAACCACUUACUCCGGAUACACGCCGGCUGAGAUCCAGAUGGCGGUGUGUUUUGUAAGUCAUGCUCUCUCCAACGCAAACAGGCGGGCAGAUGAACAACUCAAAGGCUCAGACAAGGUCAUAACCGCUUACAAGCUCUUCAAUCAACGCAAAUUCCACUUCAUCUGUGCUAUGCCGUGUUUUCGCCAGAAAUUUGUCGAGAAGUAUGGUCUACAGAACGUCAUCUCGCUAGAAAGCUGCUAAGACUGAUUCUAGUAGUGCAUUUUGUUAGGUCGGAUUACUACAAGUUCGGAUUACUACAAGUUCGGACUACUGAAAAUCAUGUCGUAUAGGACUGUUGUCUCUUGAAUCAAGGGACGACUAUUUAGAGAACUAUUUAGAGAACUAUUUAGAGAACUAUUUAGAGAACUUACAGUUUCUCAUACUUUUUAUCGUGAAGAUAGCAACAAAAUUAUUUAAGUGAAAUCAACUGCCACCAUAUGACUGACAUAGUAGUUGAUCAUUGGAAUUGAUACGGACAACUGACGAGAAAAAUGUGAUUAGUUUAUUACUAAUUAGGUGUUUACUGUUUAAAUAUAUUUUUAUUUAUAUUUAUUCAUAUAGAUUAGUAUAUUCAUAUUAUCAACUAGGUGCCCCUUGGAUUUUGAUCCAUAUGAUUUCUUUUAUGUGUUAAUUGGGAUUAUCAGUGUUAUAAAUUAUUUAUUAAUGUAUUUAUUUACUUUUUAUUUGAUUUUAAAUAAAUCACAAAUUAUACCGUGAUCCGUGUUUAUGUUAAAGUUAUAUGUAUUUAAAUGAAAUACAUCGUUGAUAUGAUAUGAAAUUCGAUGACAUUAUACGUUCAUUUAAUUUAAAUGAUUAUCUAUAACUAAACGUACAAAUUUGUAGAUGUUAAGGACAGCGUGGAAAUAAAUAAAGUAAUAAAGUUUCGCUGUUAUUUUGUAUGCUUGAUUAAUUUGACAACUUAUCUUUUUGA
Bolinopsis microptera is the source of this 1895-nucleotide messenger RNA. Its product is annotated as G2/mitotic-specific cyclin-B-like. Gene Ontology annotation, molecular function: cyclin-dependent protein serine/threonine kinase regulator activity. Gene Ontology annotation, cellular component: cyclin-dependent protein kinase holoenzyme complex; cytoplasm; nucleus. Lineage: Eukaryota; Metazoa; Ctenophora; Tentaculata; Lobata; Bolinopsidae. Gene Ontology annotation, biological process: regulation of cyclin-dependent protein serine/threonine kinase activity; mitotic cell cycle phase transition. The transcript has 9 exons. The record is from RefSeq and is a predicted model, not a curated record. The coding region runs from base 554 to 1165 and encodes 203 amino acids.